AUGGUUUUAGCGCGCUGAGAAACUUAUGCGGUCUCUGGAUGCCCCCAAACCGAAGGAGAUAAAGUCCGCGGCGAUAAAAUGAUGGGAAAUGCUAUUCUUUGGUGGAGCAGCUUAUCUGUCAGACUAGUGUCUGUCUGCUUGCUGUGCACAUCAGUUGGAAAGCAAUGUCAGAUCCGAAAUGAAAUGGCUGACUGCAGUCACCUAAAGCUGACUCAAAUACCUUCUGAUCUCCCAAGCAAUAUAAUGGGUUUGGACAUUUCUCAUAAUCAGCUAAAACAGCUAGGUCCUGCAAAUCUGACCAAGUACAGCCAGCUGGUUUACUUGAAUGCAGGCUACAACAUCAUCUCUAAACUGCAACCAGACCUGUGUCAAAAUGUGCCUCUGUUGCAGAUUCUGAGGUUAGAACAUAACGAAUUGUAUAAGCUCCCUGAAAGAGUCUUUGCUUCCUGCACCAACCUGACCGUGCUCAAUCUAGGAUACAACAGAAUAGACAUAAAAAAUGAGCCUUUCAAAACCCUGGAGAACUUGAAUAUUUUGGACCUAUCUCAUAAUUUUUUGAAGUCAGCAAAUUUAGGAUUGCAGCAACAGUUGAACAACCUUCGUGAACUUAUGUUGGAUAAAAAUCAAAUCACUGAGCUAAAAAGGGAAGACUUCAGUUUUCUUAGCAACACCUCAUUGAAUAGUCUUGAUUUGUCAUCAAAUCCACUGAAAGAGUUUCACAUAGGAUGUUUACAUGCAAUUGGAAAUCUGUUUGGCCUCAUACUAAAUGAUGUGGACCUUCAUGAAAACGGUUCAAAAAAACUUUGUACAGAAUUAUCAAACACAGCGAUUCAGAACCUCUCACUCAGCCAUGUGAAGCUUUCAUCCAUUGGCAAGUCAACUUUCCAGGGACUGCAAGAAACGAAUCUCACAGUUUUAAACCUUUCCCAAAAUUCUCUGUCUGUGAUAGAAGAUGACUCAUUUCAGUGGCUUUCAAGUUUACAAUACUUAAACCUAGAGCAUAAUAACAUUCACUUAUCUUCACGUUUAUUUUAUGGAUUAUCCAGCCUCAAACAUCUGAAUCUGAUAAGUUCACUUACUGGGAAAAUAGAAGAUUUUUCCUUUCAUUGGUUAUACCACCUGGAGUACCUGAUAAUGGAUAAUAAUAAUUUUGCAAGAAUUACCACUAAUACGUUCACAGGUCUGAACAACCUGAAAUACCUCAGUCUCUGUAACUGCAACAUCAACUUACAAAGAAUAACUAAUAAAACAUUUUUGUCACUUGCUAAUUCCAGUUUGCAGGUUCUCAACCUCACAAAAACAAGAAUCUCUACAAUAGAAAGUGGGGCAUUUGCCUUCUUGGGACACCUGAAAAUUCUUGAUCUUGGUCUCAACGAAAUUAGACAAGAGCUUACAGGUCAUGAGUUUAAAGGUCUCAAUAAUAUACAAGAUAUUUAUCUUUCCUAUAAUAAAAACCUGUCUUUGCGAAGUGAAUCAUUCAUUUUUGUUCCAAGCCUUAGAAAACUGAUGCUGAGGAAAGUAGGCUGCAAUAAUCUGGCAAUUUCUCCUUCACCUUUUCAUCCUCUACAAAAUCUGACUGUCCUAGACAUCAGUAAUAACAACAUAGCAAACUUAAAAGAAGAUGUGUUUGAUGGACUUCACAGACUUGUAAUUCUGGAUUUGCAGCACAAUAAUUUAGCCCGACUUUGGAAACAAGCAAAUCCAGGUGGCCCUGUUCUUUUUUUAAAAGUUCUUCCCAACUUGUGUAUUCUUAAUUUAAAAUCAAAUGGGCUUGAUGAGAUUCCAGUUCAGGUUUUCAAGGGUCUGCUUCAACUAAAAAGCUUGGAUUUAGGGUCAAAUAAUUUGAAUUUGCUUCCAGCAACUCUGUUUGAUGGCCAAGCUUCUCUGAAUUCAUUGAACCUUCAGAAAAAUCUGAUAACCUCUGUUGAAGAAAAAGUGUUUGGCCCAGCUUUCAAGAGCUUGAGAAUACUAGAAAUGGAUUCCAAUCCAUUUGAUUGCACCUGUGAAAGCAUUGCCUGGUUUGCCGAUUGGCUUAAUGUGACCCAAGCAUAUAUACCUGGGUUGAGGUCCCAGUAUAUUUGCAACACCCCACCUAAAUAUCAUGGUAGUCUGGUGUUGCAUUUUGAUAGCUCAGCCUGCAAAGACAGCGCUCCCUUUAAACUUCUGUUUGUGAUCACUACCACUACUGUGAUGCUAGUAAUUUUUAUUGUUCUUACCAUCCAUUUUGAAGGGUGGAGAAUAGCUUUCUACUGGAAUAUUUCAGUAAAUCGAGUACUUGGUUUUAAAGAACUUGACAGACAACAGGAAAGGUUUGAUUUUGAUGCCUAUGUUAUUCAUGCGAGAGAGGACAAGGAUUGGGUGUCUGAGAAUUUCAUCUCUCUGGAAAAAAAGAAGCACUUUAAUUUUUGUUUAGAAGAACGGGACUUUGAAGCAGGCAUAUCUGAAUUUGAAGCCACAAUUAACAGUAUAAGAACGAGCAGGAAGACUAUUUUUGUUGUGACUGAACAUCUCUUACAGGAUCCCUGGUGCAAGAAAUUUAAGGUGUAUCAUGCUCUUCAGCAAGCUAUUGAACAAAGUCGAGACUCCAUCAUACUGAUCUUUCUUCAUGAUAUCCAAGAUUACAAGUUGUAUCAUGCACUUCGCCUGAGAAGAGGAAUGUUCAGAUCUCGCUGCAUCUUGAACUGGCCAGCCCAGGAAGAACGAGUCAGUGCAUUUCAUCAGCAAUUGAUGAUGGCACUUAAAUCUAAUAGUAAAGCACAGUGAAUUUUGAAAGUACAGAUUUGAAUUAUGGAGUCAUUUUAUUGUGUACUUUCUGUCAUUGGAAAACUAUGAAGCCUUCAG
Molecule: messenger RNA, 2841 nt
Organism: Mesitornis unicolor (brown roatelo)
Lineage: Eukaryota; Metazoa; Chordata; Aves; Mesitornithiformes; Mesitornithidae
Gene: TLR3
Product: toll-like receptor 3
Exons: 5
Coding region: 79-2763 (894 amino acids)
Biological process (GO): toll-like receptor signaling pathway; immune response; inflammatory response
Cellular component (GO): membrane
Molecular function (GO): protein binding; transmembrane signaling receptor activity
Source: RefSeq, a predicted model, not a curated record